Messenger RNA from Octodon degus (degu), 2146 nucleotides. RefSeq names its product cleavage stimulation factor subunit 2 (gene Cstf2). The coding region runs from base 43 to 1923 and encodes 626 amino acids. The transcript has 16 exons. Gene Ontology annotation, cellular component: mRNA cleavage and polyadenylation specificity factor complex. Gene Ontology annotation, biological process: mRNA 3'-end processing. NCBI's taxonomy places the organism in Eukaryota, Metazoa, Chordata, Mammalia, Rodentia, Octodontidae. The record is from RefSeq and is a predicted model, not a curated record. Gene Ontology annotation, molecular function: mRNA binding.
CGGAAGUGUGUUUCGGGGCACCGGAAGCCACUGCAGAGAGCAAUGGCGGGAUUGACUGUGAGGGACCCUGCUGUGGAUCGUUCUCUACGUUCUGUAUUCGUGGGUAACAUUCCUUAUGAAGCUACUGAAGAGCAGUUGAAGGACAUCUUUUCUGAGGUUGGACCUGUUGUUAGUUUCAGAUUGGUAUAUGAUAGAGAGACAGGAAAACCAAAGGGUUAUGGCUUCUGUGAAUACCAAGACCAAGAGACAGCUCUUAGUGCCAUGCGGAACCUGAAUGGACGUGAAUUCAGUGGGAGAGCACUUCGAGUUGACAAUGCUGCCAGUGAAAAGAACAAAGAAGAGCUGAAGAGCCUUGGCACUGGUGCCCCUGUCAUUGAGUCACCUUAUGGAGAGACGAUCAGUCCUGAAGAUGCCCCUGAGUCCAUUAGCAAAGCAGUUGCCAGUCUUCCACCAGAGCAGAUGUUUGAGCUGAUGAAACAAAUGAAGCUCUGUGUCCAGAAUAGUCCCCAGGAAGCACGGAACAUGUUGCUGCAGAACCCACAGCUGGCUUAUGCUUUGCUGCAGGCACAGGUAGUGAUGAGAAUUGUGGAUCCAGAGAUUGCCCUGAAAAUUCUGCAUCGCCAAACCAAUAUCCCAACACUGAUUACGGGCAAUCCUCAACAAGUCCAUGGCGCUGGGCCUGGUUCAGGAGCCAAUGUAUCAGUGAAUCAACAGAAUCCUCAAGCCCCUCAGGGCCAGGCUUUGGGUGGAAUGCAUGUCAAUGGCGCGCCUCCACUGAUGCAAGCUUCCAUGCAAGGUGGGGUUCCAGCACCAGGGCAGAUCCCAGCUGCUGUAACAGGACCUGGCCCUGGUUCCUUAGCUCCUGGAGGAGGAAUGCAAUCUCAGCUUGGAAUGCCAGGAAGUGGACCAGUGUCCAUAGAACGUGGACAAGGAACCCUACAACACUCGCCAGUGGGACCCGCCGGGCCUGCAUCAAUUGAGCGAGUUCAAGGGCAGAGAACAUGGAUGAUAUGGGCAUCUGUCCGAGGCUGUACUCCCUCCCUACUGGUGUCAGGAGGCUUGGAUGGAAUAGCAGUCUUGCCGAUGCAAGACCCUAGAGCCGCUAUGCAGCGGGGCUCCUUGCCUGCCAAUGUCCCAACUCCUCGAGGUCUGUUAGGAGAUGCUCCAAAUGACCCACGGGGAGGCACUUUACUCACUGUAACUGGAGAAGUAGAGCCUAGAGGUUACCUGGGACCACCUCAUCAGGGUCCACCUAUGCACCAUGUUCCUGGCCAUGAAGGCCGUGGACCACCCCCACAUGAAAUGAGGGGAGCGCCUUUAGCUGAGCCCAGACCUUUAAUGGCAGAACCAAGAGGACCUAUGCUAGAUCAAAGGGGUCCACCCAUGGAUGGCAGAGGUGGAAGAGAUCCACGGGGAAUAGAUGCACGAGGGAUGGAGGCCAGAGCUAUAGAGGCAAGAGGUUUAGAUGCCAGAGGAAUGGAUGCCCGUGCGAUGGAAGCUCGUGCUAUGGAAGCCCGCACCAUGGAGGCCCGCGCCAUGGAGGCCCGUGCCAUGGAAGUCCGAGGGAUGGAGGCCAGAGGCAUGGAUACCAGGGGCCCAGUGCCAGGCCCUAGAGGACCUAUACCUAGUGGAAUCCAGGGCCCCAGUCCAAUUAACAUUGGAGCAGUUGGCCCCCAAGGAUCUAGACAGGUCCCAGUCAUGCAGGGAACAGGCAUACAAGGACCAAGCAUGCAGGGUGGAAGCCAGCCUGGUGGAUUUAGUCCUGGGCAGAACCAGGUCACACCACAGGAUCAUGAGAAGGCUGCUUUGAUUAUGCAGGUCCUUCAACUGACUGCAGAUCAGAUUGCCAUGCUGCCUCCUGAGCAAAGACAGAGUAUCCUAAUCUUAAAGGAACAAAUACAGAAGUCCACUGGAGCACCUUGAAAGGUUUUCAAAAAUACUAAGCAACAAUUCUGGAAAUUAAUUCCAUAACAUUGAGGAAAUGUUGAAAAUAGUUGACUUCUGCAUCCUAACCCUUGAAUGACUCAAAUUGGUGCCAGGUGGAGGACUCAUCACCUUCUCACGGAACAAAAUCAGUUCCUUUCAUUGUUUUAGUUUGUAUAUUUUCUGUGACCUGAAAUAAACUUUGAACACAAUUUUAGUAUAC